UUUCACGCCCUGACUUCUUCUUGACUUCUCUCGACCUCUUUUUUGUCUCUCCCUUUUCGACUUUCUUUCUUUCCCUCCUGACUUCGUUUCGAUUCGUGAGGGCGGUGAUGCUUGCCUGGUGAGCGAAGCAUGGCCCAUCGAGCGCUACCGGGCGAGCAGAGCGCUUCAUGGCUGGCCAUGUCCUAUGGGUGCUGUGCACCUCGUCGAGAGAGCCUUGAUCGGGAUGAUCGUGCCUUGUUGAGAGAGAAUGGGGAGAAAGAGAUGCAAAUAUGUUACGAGCAGCCUCAGAUCAUCCCACCUCCACGUGCGGAACCAAUCCGGCAUCGCCCUUCCACUAGCCACUCGGUGGGCCGCCACGUCUCGCAGUGGGUUUCCAAUGGUCGCGAGUUCGCUACUCGAGCUUCGUCGAGGGCAAGUUCAUAUACGUUGAGCAGGCCGCGGAAGUCACUCUCAAGACAACGCCUUAGCAUUGGACGCCCGUCGGACUUUAGACGGUAUGACGGUGUCGAUGGAAUCCAGAGUAUGCUCGACGAGGCAUCUAUGCCUGUCCCCCGUCGACGUCGCAGCUUCACCCCGCUGGAACUCUCCAUCUAUCUCCCUGAGAACCGCCUCUCGCCGUUGCCAGACUUCGGCGACGACAGCUGGGAGGAAUUGCAGAAGCCGCCUCAAGCACUGAUCCGGGAUCGCCAGUCCCUUGCGUCGGAGUCCUCGUUCCUGAUUCAAAGGAAACCGGUUGCUUCCAUCUCGGCUCGCGACAGUAUCCACAAUGCAGCCUGGCCCCCUACCUUCACCUAUACAACGUCCGCCUCCCCGUCGUCCCUACCUUUCCUCCAUGAAGAACCCAAACAACAAACCACAUCGCCUAUCCCUACUCCCGCCCGUCCGACCCUCCAACGGGCCAACACCCAAACCUCCAUCGCCUCCCGCUCCUCUUCGCGUCUCCUCUCCCGACUCCCCUCCCCCUCCCGCACGCGCUCCAACACGGCCGCUUCCCUCCCUUCCCUAGCCCGCCGCGCCACCUCCAAGUCGACCACCGAAACCGACGAGGACAUCGACGCCGCCAUCCGCGAACUCAACACCAUCGUCGAAGAGCGCCGCGCCGCCUCCGCCCUAGCCGCAGCAGAAGCGUAUCGCUCGCGAAACCAGUCGCCCGCGUGCAUGCACCGCGUGCCGCCGAGCCCGAGCCAGCAUGUCCCCGCCAUUGCGCCGUCGCUGCGCAUGAGGGUGCGCAGCGAGACGCUGGUGGAGAUUGGGAGUGCGUUUUCGGCGCCGUUGGUCAAGGAUGUGGACAAGGCGCUUCCGACGACGCCGGGCGAGAAGGGUCAGGAUAGGAUGGGUACGAGGAAGUUGACGCUGUAUCCGCCGGGGUUGCACCAGCAGCGGCAGCAGCAGCAGCAGCAGAAGAGUCAGGUUCCGGGGGGACCUUUGACGUCGAAUCCGAUUACACCAACUACGACCACCGUUCUGACACCUACGACGCCUAUCCAGCGGCUCGGCGCGUGGAUCAAGAGAUCGAUGCCAGGUACACCAGUGACCUCUUCAUCGUCUGCGCCAGAGAAAUUCGCUACUUCGAUUGCGGCCAGCAGGGCGCAGAGCCGGCAGCAGACUCCAACCACCACCACCACCACUACUACUCUCAACGCACCCUUCUACUCCUGCAACCCCACCCUCCCCUCCACAACCGCAUAUACCGCACAAUCCCAGCACCGUCCUUCUACCUCAAGAUCCAGAUCCAGAUCCAGCUCCUCCUCCUCCCGCACGGCCACCGCAACCCUCGCAUCCGCAUCCGCAUCCACAACCGCGCACGCAAGACAGGAAAGCAACGACACCGCCACCGUGACUCUCUUUAGCACCUCGACGGAGAAAGACGCCGAUGAUGAUGAUGAGGAAGACUCGAUCCCCUCCACACCGCCACUAUCGACUCACUCGCUGAGCCCGGGCCCCACGGACGGAGAAGGAGGAAAUGGAGGGAGCGCGGGGUACUCGCCGCCUACGCCCGGUACGCUCACGGGAGAGGCUUUCGCGGCUAGCAGGGGGAGGAAGGGGAGGAAGAAGGUUCCGGAGCCGUUGGUGCUGGGGUUGGGUAAGGAGGUUAAUGUUGAUGGUGUUAUUGGUGUCGGUGUUGGUGUCGAGGUGGAGAGUGUGAGAAGCGUGGCGAGUGUGGUGGAUGUGGUGAGUGCGAGUGAAGGAAAGUUGCAACCGCCAAAGUCCCCGCAUUAUGGGAUUCUGCCGGGUAUGGAGGUGCCUGUUCGCAAUAGCGGGAGUGUGUGUAAUUGGUAAGUGCGAAUUGGAUGGGUCUCUGUGCGUGGAUGGAUGGAUGGAUGGAUGGAUGGAUGAAGUGGGAGUGCAAGUGGAUUGGGCAUGUGGUCUUCUGCUCCGAUGGCGUUCCUUUUUUUCUUCGGUUUUUUUUUUUUGAGAUAUACCCCGCCCUGAUAUCCUUCGCUUCUCCAUCUAUCCUCAAACCCCCUAGUUAUUUUGGGGCCCCAGUGUACUUUGCCGAAGAAAGCAGCUAGGGCAGUUUCUAGCAUAGCAGUGUUACCACUCGUUCUUAUCGCGUUCCGGUAGAAUAAUAACUUCAGCAUCUUCGAAGGCAAAACUCAAUCUA
Molecule: messenger RNA, 2605 nt
Organism: Westerdykella ornata
Lineage: Eukaryota; Fungi; Ascomycota; Dothideomycetes; Pleosporales; Sporormiaceae
Exons: 3
Coding region: 130-2280 (716 amino acids)
Source: RefSeq, a predicted model, not a curated record